GGUGACGUAGGCACGCACGAGCCAGCGCGGGCUCCGGAGUGCGCAUGUGUGCUGUGUGCACUCCCGGAAGUCGGCCAUGGCGGCUCUCCGCGAAGCUGCCCUGCGGAAACUGCGGAGAUUUUCCGAGCUGAGAGGGAAACCUGUGGCAGCUGGAGAAUUCUGGGACAUAGUUGCCAUAACAGCAGCAGAUGAAGAGCAGGCUCUGGCUUACAAGCAGCAGUUGUCAGAGAAGCUGAAGAGAAAGGAAUUACCCCUUGGAGUUCAAUAUCACGUUUUCGCUGAUCCUGCUGGAACCAAAAUUGGAAAUGGAGGAUCAACACUUUGUUCCCUUCAGUGUCUAGAAAGACUCUAUGGAGAUCAAUGGAAUUCCUUCCUGGUCCUGUUAAUUCACUCUGGUGGCUACAGUCAACGCCUUCCCAAUGCAAGUACUUUAGGAAAAAUCUUCACAGCGUUCCCACUUGGUGAGCCCAUUUAUCAGAUGUUGGAGUUAAAGCUAGCCAUGUACAUGGAUUUCCCCUCACACAUGAGGCCUGGAGUUUUGGUCACCUGUGCAGAUGAUAUUGAAGUAUACAGUGUUGGGGACUCUGAGUACAUUGCAUUUGACCAGCCUGGCUUUACUGCCUUAGCCCAUCCUUCUAGCCUGGCUGUAGGCACCACACAUGGAGUAUUUGUCUUGGACUCUACUGGUUACUCACAGCAUGGUGACCUUGAGUACAGGCAAUGUCAUCGUUUCCUCCAUAAGCCCAGCGUUGAAAACAUGCAUCGCUUUAACGCUGUGCAUAGGCAAGGAAGCUUUGGUCAGCAGGAUUUGGCUAGGGGUGACACUGCCUGUCUGCCAUUGCACACUGAGUAUGUCUACACAGAUAGCCUGUUUUACAUGGAUCAUAAGUCAGCCAAAAUGCUUCUUGAAUUUUUUGAAAGUGUAGGCCCACUGAACUGUGAAAUAGAUGCCUAUGGUGACUUUCUGCAGGCACUGGGGCCAGGAGCCACUGCAGAGUACACUGAGAACAUGUCACAUGUCACUGAAGAAGAGUCUCAGUUGGUAGACAUGAGGCGGAAAAUAUUCCACCUCCUUAAAGGAACACCACUGAAUGUCAUUGUCCUUAAUAACUCCAGGUUUUAUCACAUUGGAACAACAGAAGAGUACCUGCUUCAUUUCACUUCGGAUAGUACGUUAAAGUCAGAGCUGGGCUUACAGUCCAUAGCCUUCAGUGUCUUUCCAAAUGUCCCAGGAUGCCGUAGUGAAAGGUCCUGUGUCAUCCAUAGCAUACUGGAUUCAGGGUGCUGUGUGGCCCCUGGUACAGUUGUAGAGUACUGCAGACUGGGGCCUGAGACAUCCAUUGGGGAAAACUGCAUUAUUAGCAGUUGUGUCAUAGCAAAAGCUGUUCUGCCAGCAUAUUCUUUUGUUUGCUCUUUAAGUGUAAAGAUAAAUGGGCACUUAGAAUAUUCAACCAUGGUGUUUGGCACACAAGACAAUUUGAAAAACAGUGUUAAAACCCUGACAGAUAUAAAGGCACUUCGGUUCUUUGGAGUCUGUUUUCUGUCUUGUUUGGACAUUUGGAACCUUAAGGCCACUGAGGAACUGUUCUCAGGAAAUAAGGCCCACCUGAGCCUGUGGACUGCUCGCAUCUUCCCUGUCUGCCCGUCUCUGCGCGAGUCAGUCACAGCAUCCCUUGGGAUGUUGAGCGCUUUAAGGAGCCGUUCACCAUUCAGCCUGAGCAACUUUAAGCUGCUCUCCAUCCAGGAAAUGCUUGUCUACAAAGAUGUACAAGACAUGCUAGCUUAUAGGGAGAAAAUUUUUCUAGACAUUAGUUCAAAUAAAAAACAAUCCGUAUUGGAGAAAUCUUAAAAGCAAUGCAUUUUGCCUGUGAACAAGAUUGCAAAUGCAGGCAUUUUCUUUUUUUUUUUUUUUUUUUUUUUUUUUUUGACACCUGAUUUUUUUUUUUUUUUUGCUUGUUUCAGUAAUUCAAUAUAAUAAAUACUGCAUGUAUAGAACUGGUAUAGCAUGGUAAUGAGAAAGGUACAGGUGAACACUUCUUCAGGAAGAACAGUUCAGGAUUGAAUUCAGAAAAGUGAUACUGUGUUAGAAGUUUGUACUAUCUGAAUUUUGUUUCUUGGUAACGAUAAUUUGUGGGGUACUGUUUCAUUCACAAAGUAAAUGCUGCCUGUGUGGAGUAUGAUUUUCUAAACACACCUUUAGUUUUCUACCUUAUUUUGGAAUUUGGUCCAACAAAGUUGUGCUACUAAUGACUGGAUUACUUUAUUUGUCACAGUGAGACAAUACCUAGCACAACAUCAUUACACAUAUUUGAAAGAAACAUGUUAUUUUUUUUAGAUUUUGUUCUAUUUUGAUUGUCUGUACGUGUGUUACCAUCAUGUCUGUAUGUGCACCACAUGCUUGUAGUGCCCAUGAGAGGCUAGGACAGCUAUUUCCAACCUGUGGCUCACAACCCCCUUUGGGGUCAAAACAUCCUUUUACAGAGGACACCAUCAGAAAACAUAAAUAUUUACAUAAUGAUUUGUAAUAAUAGCCAAAUUGCAUCUAUGAAGUAGCAACAAAAAUUAUGGCUAGGGGUCAUCCCAUCAUGAGGAAUUUUAUUAGAGGGUAGGAGCAUUAGAAAGGUUGAGAACCUCUGGGCCAGAAGAAGGCAUUGGGUCUCUUGGAACUAGAGUUAUAGGUGGCUAUGACCUCUAUGUUGGUUCUUUGAGUCAAACCUUGGUCCUCUGAAAGUGCUAUAAAAUGAUGUUUGUGCCUCACAGAUCUUGCCAGAAUGAGAUAAGAAGCAUGUGUGUAUUAUUUUAUUCUUAUACACUUUAACAUGUUGCCAUAUUUUAUAAACUAUGCCACUCUAUUAAGCUGAAAAUACAUACACACCGAAAUCAUUUGUCUCCUCAGUGAUAGGAACAGUUUAGAACCAAAGCUCUCUUCACCAUGGACAUUAGUCCUCUCUCAAGUAAUCCUGCAACAAGCCUCUUGCCUUGCCAACGAGCAUUUUGCUUUACAUCACUUUGUGUCCACAGUGGGAGUGAUAACAACAAACAGUUGGCCCAAAGAAAGGAAGUUAGAAUAGGAAAUCUGAGAGAAUACUCAGAUCAUACUCAACUUCAAGGAAAUGAAACGUGACUGCAUUUCCAGGUUUUGUGCACCUAGUUUGAAAUAAGCACAUUUGUGAAAUGUCUUUAGAUUGAAGUUUAAUAGAGGCAAGACUUGUGUUUAAAUUACCUUAAGUAAACUGGAAUAACUGCUGUGACAAUUUAUUUAUGUAUAUAUUUUCAUAAAAAUCUGUCAAAACCCCUCUACUAUCUUAACAGAUAUAUAAAUAUGUAUUUGUCUUUUUGAGGUUUCCAGGGAUAAAGUGUGAUACUGUUUGACAAUUUUAGAUUUACUUACAGAAAUUUCAAUGGAUGUUGAAUGUUAUUAAAUAUUUAAGACUAAUUUUACUUCAAAUCCUGUCAAGGAUCAGAAUUACAAUUUCAUGUUCUAAGAAAAAAAAAGCAUCAUUAUUAAUAAAGAGUAGCAUCACUUCCUUGGUUAUUUGAAUUUCUUGUAUUUAUUACAUCUCUCUUAUAGGUACACUAAGACAUGAUUUUGUCAUAUCAGCGUAUGUACAUAAAGGAACAAAUAACAUGUAAUAUACAGAUAUACUCAAAAACAUUGUACAUUUUAGAGGAAAGGUCUUACUCUUCUGAAGCACUCAGAAAUCAACUCAUAUUUAUUAACAAACAGCUAUCCCUCAAGCUCUAGCCACUGUGACUUCAGGUAUUGGCAAGGCUAUGGUUAAACUUUUCUAUACCUUAAGAAUUUCAUACAUGAAUACAGUGAAUAUGAUCAUGUCUGUCCUUCAUCCCCUCAACAGUCCCAUAUACCACCAAAAUGUGUCUCUCCCUCCCAACUUCAUGUCUUUUUGUUUUCAUAACCUACUAAGUCAAGUUAGUGCUUGCUAUGUCUACAUUGGUGUGUGGCCAUCUGCUGGAACGCGGCAGUCAGUAGUCACAUCCUCAAAAGACACAAUGAUUCCCCUUCCUCUAGAAACUGUCAACUCCAAAUUAGUCCCUGAAAAGGAGUGGGCCCUGGAAUUAUCUGCUUCCACUGCUGGAUUUUGUGUGCUUCUGGUUAGUUUUAAUUUAUCAUUCUCCUGCCCAGAAAAGAAGUAAAGCAUUUAAAUCUUGAGGCAAAAAUCUUUUAAAACACAGCUCUGUUGAAAUCAACUGCUCGUUUUCAUUUGCAGGUUGACAAAUGCUGUGCAUCUCAAUGGAGUUUUACAUGAGUGGUUUUCUGCCUAUUGCUUGUAGCCUUGGGGUUUGGGAAAGUAAAUUAUAGCCACAAAUAUGCUGUUUUUCAGAUGGGUUUCAGAGUAAUUGUAGUAAAACCUAAAAUCUGGAAAACUACAAAAAUAUGAUUAUAUUUUUAGGGUCUGAAUGCAAAUUCUAAUACACUGGCCUUCUGACAAAGUCAUAAAUUAACGUACAGAUUUCCUAAUUACACAUCUCUCCAAUCAGCUUUAUUAAAGUUUAAGAAGAAAUUAUAAUUGGUUAGAGUUAGUUGAACUUCUAGUGAACUAAAAUCUAAUUCAGUGAGGAGCUGUUAGCAGAAGUGGCCCUGUAAGGAGGGAGAAAAAAACAGAGCUUUAAUGACAUUUUUCUCUCUUGUUUUAACUGGUGCCCAAACACAUGUACACCACACCACACACACACACACACCACACACACACAAUGUAUGGCUGGGUUUUACAACAGAACUACUAACUUGUGAAGGCAUGCAGGCUUCUUCAUCCUAGAUUACAACUGUGGUGUCAUAUGCUAUGCACACCUGCAGACUUGAAUUUGAUCCUCUGAACCCACAGUGAAAGAAGAGAACUGAUUUCCUGAAGUUAUCCUCUGACCUUUACACACAUGCUGGGGCACACACAUACUUGCAAACACACACACACCGCAACAAAACCCAGCUGUGUCAUUGCCUCAGGAUGUAUUCAUUUCUGUAUUUUGUCCACAUUUUUGAAUUUGGUCUAUUAGUGAACAUAGUGCAUCUAAUAACAAAUUUUAUAUUUAGAUAGGCCCUUGUUUACACCACUUCCCACCCUCUCUCCCUGGAAAAUGACAACAGACCUCUUCAUUUAGAUAUCUCUCUUUAUAAUACUAAAGAAGCCUUUCAAUUUAUGAUACAACCAUCUACAGAAUCUUAAGCUUUACCCAUGACAUCCUUUCCUUCAGCCAGUUCACCCAGUUCUCUAGGGAAUCUACUGUAUGUUGAAAUCACAAUCAAAGUUCAGUCACAUUUGCCUAUUACUGAGCUAUGAUCAUUACCAAUCUAAACAGUCCUUUUAUAAGUAAUAUAAUCCCUUCUACACACUAAUAAUUAACUAAUUGAAUUUUACAGUUUUACAUGAAGACAGUUAUAAAGAGAUAACAAAGGGAAAUAUUAUAGAAGAUUGGCAUUGAGUUGUGUUGAACACUGAAAAGAAAAAGACAUCAAUUUUGUUGAUUGGUCUGCCUUUAAAUCCUGCUUUUCUCUGUUGAAGGAUGAAAAUGCAUACUAGUCCUAGCGUCCUGUGGUUUUUUUUCAUGUGCUCCUGUGCAUGGUGAUCAGGAAUGUCUUUCCUUUGCUCAUUGCCUUUCUCUUUGCAGACUAUGCAACCAUAUGUCAGCUGGAACUUUGUUAGAUACAGGAAACAUUACCUUAGACUAUGGUAAAUUCCAGGGUUGUCCAGAUUUCCCAAUGUCUGAAAUUCUUGGAUCAUGUAUCAUCAUACACACCAUGUUAUCAUACAUUUUUUCUUUCUAAUGAACUGGAUCUUUAGGGACUUGGCAAGUGGUUGUAUCACAGUUCUGUGGCUUUCCUGUCUAUUGUUGAGUGAAUAGGUCUGGAAUUUUUUUCAUACAUGUUGUAUCCCCCAUUCUCUUAAUAAAAAAAAAUUUACACAAUUUA
Messenger RNA from Meriones unguiculatus (Mongolian gerbil), 5926 nucleotides. RefSeq names its product fucose-1-phosphate guanylyltransferase (gene Fpgt). The record is from RefSeq and is a predicted model, not a curated record. The coding region runs from base 77 to 1849 and encodes 590 amino acids. The transcript has 4 exons. Lineage: Eukaryota; Metazoa; Chordata; Mammalia; Rodentia; Muridae. Gene Ontology annotation, molecular function: transferase activity, transferring phosphorus-containing groups.